CCAAGAAUGUAUGUCUCCCUCCACACCUGGAUUCUAUCAGCUCUCUGUUAGUAAAUAGGUAGUGUGCUUCAUCAUAGGUCCACUGGAGACAUAACUGAUCAUUAAUUGUCUUAUAGGCAUUCAGGAUGAAUCUGGAAAAACUCAGCAAGCCGGAGCUCCUGACCCUCUUCAGCAUUCUAGAAGGUGAACUAGAAGCAAGGGAUCUUGUCAUUGAAGCUUUAAAGGCCCAACACAGAGAUACUUUCAUUGAAGAGCGCUAUGGAAAAUAUAACAUCAGUGACCCUUUAAUGGCUCUACAGAGGGACUUUGAAACACUCAAGGAGGAAAAUCAUGGCGAUAAGCAACCUGUCAGCCCCCACCCCCUGUCUGUUCUUAAGGCGGUGAUGAAGCAGUGCAGAAACAUGCAAGAACGCAUGCUGUCCCAGCUGGCCGCUGCAGAAAGUCGACACCGCAAGGUGAUCCUAGAUCUUGAGGAAGAAAGACAGAGGCAUGCACAAGACACAGCUGAAGGAGAUGAUGUCACAUAUAUGUUGGAGAAGGAGCGAGAACGGCUGACUCAGCAAUUGGAAUUUGAAAAGUCCCAAGUGAAAAAGUUUGAAAAGGAGCAAAAGAAGCUGUCCAGCCAACUGGAAGAAGAGAGGUCCCGCCACAAACAGCUUUCUUCCAUGCUGGUGAUGGAGUGCAAGAAGGCCACCAGCAAGGCUGCAGAAGAGGGGCAGAAAGCAGGGGAGCUGAGCCUGAGACUGGAAAAAGAGAAGAGCCGAGCGAGCAAGCUGGAGGAAGAGCUGGCCGCUGAGCGGAGGAGGGGCCUGCAGACGGAGGCCCAGGUGGAGAAGCAGCUGUCGGAGUUUGACAUCGAGAGGGAGCAGCUGAGGGCCAAGCUGAAGCGUGAGGAGAACCGCACCAAGACUCUCAAAGAGGAAAUGGAGAGUCUGAGGAAGACGGUGAGAGACCUCGAGGCUGCUCAGCCAAGCAGCAGCCCUAGCGAGCACACAAGGACGUCUGGAACUGUGUCCAGAGGCACGGCCACUGACUCUCCUCAGCUGGUGUCUGUGCUUUGCCAAACUGAGAAUCUUCAAGCAGAAAAAACCCACACAAGUAGCACAACCAAGGCCACGGCCGCCGGGUCACCAGGCCCUUCCCCGUCCACUCACUCAUAUGCAAAAACCAACGGCCAUUGUGACAUGGAAAUGUUAGCAAGCAGUGGGACAGAAAGUCUGCUGCCGCCACGAGAGAAAUCUGCCGGGUCCAACCAAGAUAACAUGAUAGAGAAUGGCGGAUCUCCAAUAGGGAUGGAGCCUCCAGUUCCCCUCGCCACUCACCUCCCAUCCACAGGGAGCUCUCUGUCUCCAAGCAGCACCGCUGCCUCCUCUUUGACCUCCUCCCCUUGUUCUUCACCAGUCCUGACUAAACGCUUAGUGGGGUCAGCAGCCAACAGCCCCGGCUACCAGUCAUCAUACCAAGUGGGAAUCAACCAGCGGUUUCAUGCAGCUCGACACAAAUUCCAGGCCCAAGCUGAUCAGGACCAACAGACCAGUGGCCUGCAGAGCCCACCCUCCAGAGAUCUAUCGCCCACCCUUGUGGACAACUCUGCUGCCAAGCAGCUGGCUCGAAACACAGUCACUCAAGUGCUCUCCAGGUUCACCAGCCAGCAAGGGCCCAUUAAGCCCGUUUCGCCCAACAGUUCUCCCUUUGGCACAGACUAUCGCAAUCUGGCCAAUACCACCAGCCCAAGAGCUGACACCAGCCAUUCACCCACUCCAGGGAAAGUCUCCAGCCCUCUGAGCCCCCUGUCUCCUGGGAUCAAAUCGCCUACCAUCCCCAGAGCUGAGAGAGGGAACCCUCCACCCAUCCCUCCCAAAAAGCCUGGCCUUACCCCAACACCAUCCCCUAGCACUCCACUCACCAAAACUCCUUCACAGGCAGCCUCUUUAGGCCCCACAGAUGACCUGUCCAGUAGCUGCUCUGCCAAUGCUGUUGUAGCCAAUGGUAAAGAGAUGGAGAUGCUCCUGCCUACCAGCAGCUAGUCUCUAAGAGACGCCGUGUUUGACGUUCCGUUGUAUUUCGUCCAAGAGCUUAAAGACAGACCAUUGGGUCAGAUCACCUUAUUUAUUUCGAGAGUCGUGGACAUUUUCUUUAUGAUACAUUUUAGUGUAUUUUCACCUCUUUUGUAAUUUUUUUAAAGUAGAAACUGGGUAGUUUGGGGUUUGUGUCUCAUCUCUGUCCUGAAGCUGGAAAAGGCACCUCAGAGAUGUCUCCAGGCUGAAGAAUUGCCAUCAUGUCGUGAUGGAGAAGAGCUUUUUACAGACCAGGUGGCAACUUGUUCUCUAUUCUGGGAUGGGAAACAUUCACUUUAAAUUAUGCAGAAAUGAUUCAUGCAGAUUUUUAUUCCAGAUGAACAUGUAUAAAAAGUGCCUGAAAUAAGACUGCCUGCCAUAUGAUUCUGUCUCUGUGGCAAAAUACAUGAAAAGGGGUCAUCUCUUGGCAGAAAAUGAAACCUUGUAUGACUCCAGAAUGUUCCAAAUCAACACUGCUUUGAAUCCUUUGAGCGUGUUCUUAAUACAGACUGUUCUGAAACCAGACUUCAUUAGUAGAACAGAAACCUUCUCCAGGUGAGAUUGGACACAAGCUUUUAGCAAGCCCCUGCCACCCCUCCUGAGCAGUGAGCCUUUGAGACGCUGCUCAUCUUUCUGCGUCAGUCCUUGGAUGAGAUGAAAUUGCUAAAGGUCAAGCCCCUUCCCCUCUCCUCUGCUCUCCCCACCCCCCAGAAAAGUUCUUCAAGCAUCUACUGUCGUGUGUAGAACUGCUGAGUCCAAAAUCUUGCUAUUACUUGAAAAGGAAAAUUGUUAAACAUUCUGUAUCAAUGUCUUGUAACAGGAGGGGACCUUCUUUACUAUGUAAUCAAAGAGCAAUAACUUAAAGUUACUCAUUUUGUAAUGUUUUCAGUUCAGAAUACACAGGUUUUACCCAAUGGUCACAUGUGCUGUCCCAGCCUGCUAACAUAUGCUGACUGUUACUUGGGAACCAAAUUAACAUUUGCCUAGAUCAGCACAUAUCCUUUAUCAGUAUAGCUGCACCUCCAUGUACAUGUUAACAUACACCUUCCACAUGCAUAUAGAAUAUACAUUUUAGUGUGAUUCUAUUCUUGGAGUUUCCAGUAUUGCAUAAAGGAAAAGCAGAAAUGCACAUUAAGAUUACCUACCAAAGUAGCCAGCUUGCUCUCAGUUGUGCUGCUGGGCCCCCUUUAGGCACUGGGAGGAAUGGCCCCACAGGGUAGUGGGUAGAGUGGCCCCCUUGCUCUUUGAAUUUCAAAGCAGAAUCCAGCUUGAAAUGUUCCUGGAAGAAGGAUAAGGUUAUCUGGCUUCUCAUCUUAGCAACGCAUCUCUAAGGAGGCUUUCUUUCCCAUUCCCCAGAUGACAAAAAAGGAAAAACAGAUAUACAGUACAGACAUUUCAAGGGAGGAUGAAGGCAGACCAUUUCUUAAUUUUGCAUAAACGAGUCAAGGUGGCGGGAUCCUCCAAAAAGAAUAGGGUCGAUCCUCUCAUUGAAGUCGGGAUUGCUCUUAACCCACCCUAGACAGAUGAAUGUUUUGUCCUUCAUAAAUGACUACAGAGAAUAGGAGCCCCAACGUGCCUCCCUGAGGACCCCAUUUUAGUAUUUAACCACAUUUGUGAAACUCGAAUGUGUAACUUUCAAUUCCUUCCUGCAAUUUUAAAUCUGUUCCAUCUUUAUCUGGCUUCAGUUCAUGGGGAAAGCAAACCACUGAAUGAAAAUCACUCUGUAAAGCAAUAGGUUAUUUACAAAUUGAUACAUAAAUUGCCAAGGUUCAUGGUUUGAUCUGGUGGCAGUCCAUGUGCCACCAAGAGAAAAAUAGCAAUGCUUCUAAUUUCUGCCCCAAGAUAGCUACUCAUUGAUAAAUUGGGGGGGGGGGUGUUAAUUGUCCAAAGCUACUACUGUGCACUGAAUGUCAAUCAUCCUCAUACUUGGCACAAAUUGACAAUGUCUAUGAUAAAUGGCUAAACUUUCUUAACUAGAGAGGGGGUCUGCAGCUCUGAAUAUGUUUAUUACCUCUCUCUAAAUGGUAAUCGGAAAAGUUGCAUUAUGCUCUUUCUUUAUGACAUAGAUAUAUAGAGAGAUAUAUGCUAUAAUGAAGUUUAUUUCUUAGGAAAUGCACUGAAUAAUGUAUUUCUUCUACAGUGUAAUAUGGGGUGGGGAAAUGCAAAAGAAAAUUGUAUUUUUGCAAGUAGCCUAUCUUCUGAGACCAAUAAGCACAAAUAUUGCAAUGGAUCCAACUAAUCCAGUUAAGUUUUAUAGGUCUAGUAUUUAAGUUUUGCUGUAGAUUGUGUGUUGAUAAGUAAAAAAAAAAAGUAUGAUUCACAUGUUGGUUAUUAUAAUCAAGUUGUUGCAAAGCUUUGUCACUGGUUAUAAAGUCCAGACACAUAACAGUAGCAUUAAUUGUUCAUUAACACAUGUAUAAAGCCAAAUGUUUCAUGGGGAAUUUUUCGAUUUUUUUUUAUAGCAAAAACAACAUUAAAACAUGUUAAAUCAUAUUGCCAAGAAAACUUGUACUAAAUGAAAAAAUGUUGUGCAACAAGGUGGAUUUUCUUUAGGGUAGAGGGAAGGACAGGGAGGGAAAGAGAAGAAAUUUAGAGAGAGCACUCACUUGUGUGCGCCCAGCAUUCAUACAUGUGCACCCUUACAUCGUAAGAGAACGACAAAGUACUUUGAUUCCAGGAAGAGGCUGGAUGCUUAAUCAACAACCAGAUCAUACAGUAUUAGAGGCUGAAGAGGCCUUUAAACAUCUCAUUCUGGAGAUGAGGAAAGGUGCCACAGCGCUGGUUAUUAGCAGAACCAGUCCUCAAUGCCAGGUUUCCCAACCCAGGUCCAGUGGCAUUUCUGUCCUGCUGUGUCUUGUGGUCUGGCCUGACUGGCUUCCCUUCAGAUGAGAGGCUCGAAGCAGAUGACCUCAAGGCUCUCUUGCAGUUCUAGAAUCCCAGGAUCCUCUGAAGAGUGCCUUUGGCCUACAGGAGGGCAGACAUUUAUGUCUCCAUGCCUUCCAGAGCUUUUCAGCCAGUUCCCCCUGAGGAUAACUCUGUAGACACGAUUUCAGAGGGUAGCAGCCCAGCAGUUUGCAAGCAGUGGGUUUGCAUUCCUCGUGACUCCAGCGUUUCCAGUUCCCAUGUCUCUUCCCCCUCCCCACCCCUCCUUCCCCAAAUGUACUUUUGUAAAGAGUGCCUGGAAUACUUAAUCCUUUCACAUU
This is a messenger RNA of Dromiciops gliroides (monito del monte), 5260 nucleotides long. It is a transcript of the gene CTTNBP2NL, whose product is annotated as CTTNBP2 N-terminal like. The coding region runs from base 126 to 2027 and encodes 633 amino acids. The transcript is spliced from 5 exons. NCBI's taxonomy places the organism in Eukaryota, Metazoa, Chordata, Mammalia, Microbiotheria, Microbiotheriidae. The record is from RefSeq and is a predicted model, not a curated record.